UUUGGGUUUCUACCAAAUGAACACAGAGAUGUGAGCUGAGGGAUUAUAUGAGGGAAGGAGGGAGGCAUGGGCGUCUCCAUCUUCUCUAAAGUCUGCUCCUGGUCUGGCUCUCCUAGCAGGACCAGCCAACCAUGGAGAGGCGAAACCACACAAGCGCCUCUGCGUUCAUCUUCCUAGGGCUCUCAAGCCAGCUCGAGAGGCAGGAGCUGAUCUUCGGGCUCUUCCUUGUCAUGUACCUGGUCGGGGCCGCAGGGAACUUGCUCAUCAUCCUGGCCAUUGGCUCAGACUCCCACCUCCACACGCCCAAGGACUUCUUCCUCAGCGACCUCUCCCUGGUAGUUUUCUGCUUCAUCUCCGCCACAGUCCCCAAGAUGCUGGUGAACAUCCAGACACAGACUCAGUCCAUUUCCUAUGGCUGCUGCCUAGCCCAGAUCUACUUCUGCAUUUUGCUUGUCAACAUGGACAGCUUCCACCUGAUGGCCAUGGCUUAUGACCUCUACACAGCGACCUGCCAGCCCUUGCACUACUCCACGGUGAUGAGUAUGCCAGUCUGUGCCCUGAUGCUGGGGAGCUCCUGGCCCCUCGCCAACUUCCACUCCCUGCUACACACCCUCCUCAUGGCCCGGCUGGAGUUCUGUGCCAGCAACGUCAUCCCUUACUCCUUGUGUGACCUUGCUCCCCUGAUCCAGCUCUCCUGCCCCAACACCCAACUCAACCAACUCAUGAUUCUGCUGGAAGGGGACCUGGCGGUCCUCAUCCCCUUCCUUGGCAUUCUCGUCUCCUACAUCCACACUGUGUCUGCUGUGCUACAGGUGCCAUCUGCCCGGGGCAAACCAAAGGCCUUUUCCACCUGUGGCUCCCACCUUGCUGUGGUCAUUCUCUUCUAUGGGACCAUCACAGGGGUCUACCUGAGUCCCUCAUCCUCCCACGCAGCUGACAAGGAUUCUCUGGCUUCAGUAAUGUAGAUGGUGGUCACCCCCAUGCUGAAUCCCUUUAUCUACUGCCUGAGGAACAAGGACAUGAAGGGAGCUCUAAGGAAACUGGUCAACCUGAAGGCUUUAUCCCAUGGGCUGUGA
This is a messenger RNA of Globicephala melas (long-finned pilot whale), 1076 nucleotides long. Its product is annotated as putative olfactory receptor 1F12P. Lineage: Eukaryota; Metazoa; Chordata; Mammalia; Artiodactyla; Delphinidae. Gene Ontology annotation, biological process: G protein-coupled receptor signaling pathway. Gene Ontology annotation, cellular component: plasma membrane. Gene Ontology annotation, molecular function: G protein-coupled receptor activity; olfactory receptor activity. The record is from RefSeq and is a predicted model, not a curated record.